GGAUUCCGCCUCUGGUAGGCUAUGGUCAUAAUAAGGACGUCACUAUCCGUUAAGACUGCCGCUGCUACAACUGAGCUAAGUGCGCAGGUUUAAACAUGGUUACGCUACGAAAACAAAUCGCACCAUGCCUGUGGACAACGUAGGGAUUCCGCGAUCAUCUCGCUGUUAGAGACGGGAUCUGCGACUUAUUGAGAAUACAAAGAUAGCGUUCAUUGCCUAAGGAAGGGGGACUUCAUCUCCACGCACACACACACACGAGGAUUUUUAAGGAAUGCGCCCUGCACCUCAGUGGCAUUCUGCUGGGUCCCCACAUCACCACAUCGUAGCUCCACAGAAGCAUGGAGGAAACAGCAGCAGCAGCGGCAGCGGCACUGCCGGCACCGGUCUCUGGUCCCACGCCCGCCGUCUCCAGGCCCCAGCCCCCGCGCAACGCGGGACCCCCCUCCCGUAGCCUGCUGGAGUGGAGGAGGAGGGUGAAGUCUGAGUACAUGCGCCUUCGCCAGCUCAAGCGCCUCAAGAAGGUGGAGGAGGUCAAGGCCCUGUUUGUGUCCAACAGCAAAAAGAUUGAGGAGAAGACAAACAUCCUGAACGCUGAAUGGUCCAAACUCAGGCUUCAGCCGAUCCCUCGGUCGACUUCCAGUGGAUCCCUGCCCAGCAAGAAGUUGUGUACUGUGGAGUCUGGCUACACGGGAUUCAAGACGCAGGUCAUUCCCUUGCGUACCCUAACUACCGUGGCCGGGAUCCCCUUCAUGUACUCCUGGUCCCCUCUGCAGCAUAACUAUAUGGUAGAAGAUGAGACCUUCCUCCACAACAUCCCUUAUAUGGGCGACGAGGUGCUGGAGCAGGACGAGGCCUUCCUGGAGGAGCUCAUCGACAACUACGAUGGUGUCCAUGGCGACAGGGAAGGGGGGUUCAUCAACGACGAGAUCUUCAAGGAGCUGGUGGAGGCGCUGAGCCAGUACCCCGACCUGGAGGAGGAAGAGGAGGAGGUGGGGGAGGAGGAGGAGCAGCCGAUGAUGACGACGACGGCGGAGGAGGAGGGGGAGGCCGUGAAGAAAGAGGAGGAGGAGAGGGCUCUGGGGAGGAGCUCGGUGGAGGAGGUGGCGGCCGUGGUGGUGGUGAAGAAGGAGGAGGAGAGGGCUCUGAGGAGGACCUCAGCCGAGGGCUCGGAGGAGACCAAGACGGUGCCCGUCUUCACCACCACCUUCGUCCGGAGGAAGAGGAGGAGCAUUGCGGAAGUGAGGGACGCAUCGUGCACCAAGAAGAUCCCCCACGACAAGAUAUUCACCGCCAUCGCCUCCAUGUUCCCUUACAAAGGCACCAUGGAGGAGCUGAAGGAAAAAUACAAAGACCUCCUGGAGCCGGCCAGCCCGGUGAAGCUGCCCCCCCUGUGCACCCCCAACAUAGACGGGCCCUUCGCCAAGUCUGUGCAGCGGGAACAGUCGCUGCAUUCGUUCCACACCCUCUUCUGCAGACGCUGCUUCAAAUACGACUGUUUCCUUCACCCGUUCCAUGCGUCCCCCAAUGUUUACAAGAGGAAGAAUAAGGAGAUCCGCAUCGAGACCGAGCCAUGUGGCGCCGACUGCUUUCUUCUGCAGAAAGGGGCGAAGGAGUUUGCGGAUCAGUACAUGCUUCGCUCCCAGAGGUCCCGGAGGCGGAGGAAGCAGCCGCGGCCGCCCAGCCUCAGCUGUCCCGGCCCGUCGGGGUCCCUGGAGGAGGUCAAGGACGGGGACAGCGACCACGAGAACACCUCCUCCUCAGAAGAGCACUCGCGCUGCCAGACCCCGACCAAGCUGCGGCCGGUGGAGGAGGAGCUAGCGGGGCCCCCAACGGAGGAGGACCCCUGGACCGGGGCCGAGGAGUCUCUCUUCAGGGUGCUGCACGGCACCUACUACAACAACUUCUGCUCCAUCGCACGCCUCAUCGGAUCCAAGAACUGUAAACAGGUCUAUGAAUUUGCGGUGAAAGAGGUCCUGAUCCAUCGGGUGCCGGUGCAGGAUGGAGGAAUCUCUCCGCAAAAGAAGAAGAGGAAGCACAGGUUAUGGGCAAAGAUUCAGCUGAAGAAAGACAACUCCUCCAACCAGGUGUACAACUACCAACCUUGUGACCAUCCGGACCACCCCUGUGACAGCUCAUGCCCAUGCGUGAUGACGCAGAACUUCUGCGAAAAGUUCUGCCGCUGUGAGACCGAGUGCCAGAACCGUUUCCCGGGCUGCCGGUGCAAGACGCAGUGCAACACCAAACAGUGCCCGUGCUACCUGGCAGUGAGGGAGUGCGACCCGGACCUGUGCAUGACCUGUGGCGCCGCCGACCACUGGGACAGCAAGGUGGUGUCCUGCAAGAACUGCAGCAUCCAGCGAGGCCUGAAGAAGCACCUCCUGUUGGCCCCGUCAGAUGUGGCUGGGUGGGGCACCUUCAUCAAGGAGUCUGUCCAGAAGAAUGACUUCAUCUCUGAGUACUGCGGAGAGCUGAUCUCCCAAGAUGAAGCUGACCGACGUGGACGGAUCUAUGACAAAUACAUGUCCAGUUUCCUCUUCAAUUUGAACAAUGAUUAUGUUGUGGACGCCACCCGGAAAGGGAACAAAAUACGCUUUGCGAAUCACUCUGUCAACCCCAACUGUUACGCAAAAGUGGUGAUGGUGAACGGAGAUCACCGCAUCGGGAUCUUUGCCAAGAGGGCUAUCUUGCAGGGGGAGGAACUCUUCUUUGACUACAGGUACAGCCAAGCCGAUGCCCUGAAGUACGUUGGGAUCGAGAGAGAGGUGGAGGGGACUUAGCAUGUACCCGGUGACACCUGUCUUGCCAUAGAAACAUCCAUCACCUGUCCGUCAUCUGGUUGGCCCCACGUUGGGGGGGGGGGGGGGGGGGGGGGGGGGGGUUAGAGGGUGUUGUGGAUGUCUAUGAUAAGACUCAGUGUUGUCUCCUGACCGCCUUUCAAGUACGAAAAAGCCCUCUCACCUCCUGUAAACAUUUCACACGACAAUGCUACUUUAGCUUACAGCGUAUUAUCUUCUUAACAAAACUGUACAAACUAUACAACUUCUGUGUAUGCCAAGCUUACUGAAGGCAUCAAUUACGAAUGGCAUUCAUAUGUGAUUAUCAUUAUUAUUAUUAUUAUUAUAAGUAAUAUAAAUAAUAACAAUAAUCAGUGUGGCUUAAAGCACCUAGAACCUUUUGUUUCGUUUCUCCAGAGCUAUAAUGUUACAGCUAUCCGUCAUAUUCUCAGUGUUACUCUCAGUAGAUUUGUUACUGUAUUUAUAAUGGGUUAGAAUUUCACCUCUCAAAACAUAACUCUGCUUUUUAUUAUGUGCCAGAUAGUACCAGUGCAAGUGCAUGUUCCGUUUCUUGGUAAGGCUAACCAUUAAACAUGCUAGCCAAUCGGUGGUGUUUCUCAGUAUCAUGUGAUUUACCCUAUUGAUAGUGCAGGGUUAAACAAGGUCAGUGACUGACAGGUACCCCGUGUUUUCGACCUUCUCUGUUGCUGGCUUUAACACAACUUUAUAGCAAAAGCACGCUAUUGAGCAUAUUAUCGUUAUAAUAUCAUCGUGGCUCUGCAAAAAGUAGGCAAAUGGACGAAAAAACCGACUGACUGAAUGUAAAAUGUAGUUGGUGUCGAGAGAGAUCUCUUUCCUCAUUCAUUUCAUUUGCGACAUUAACCGAUGCUGCUGGCCCUCUAAGCUAAUUGACGUUAAAUAUAAUCUUUGUUUAUUACUGGAAAUUAAGUGUACAAGAUCUAUAUAAGUCUCUCUACGUAGACUUUUGCACAGAUAACCUCCCAUUGAAAUUAUUCCAAGUGCCAAAAUAUUCUACUCCACCCUCAAAACAAUAUUGUCGUUAAUCUUGGUAGUGUAAUUACGUUUGACAUAACCAAUGCUCUCUUUGGAAAACUGUAUAUGACCAAAUAAAGUGCCCAAUAAGUGAAUAGUGAAAGGUUCACUAUAUCUGAACUAUAUCUGACCAAUGUUCGUGUUUUCUGUUGCAGCAUCUGAACUGCUUUUGUUUUCAAAGCUAAAACGAUAUAUUGAAAAAGAAUAUCUGAACAUAGAGAAGCAAAGCUCAAUGAAAUGUUAUGCUACAUAUGUAUAGUGUAUGCCUAUAAAAAUAAAUAAACUUUAACUUUAUACAUAACAAUGUGUGUCUCGUCUGAAAUAAUUUGUUUUAUUUCGUUUUUUGUUGACGCUAUAUGCAUACAGAAUAGAUGAUAAAUAUUGAAAACAAAUGCAAUUUCUUUUAAGCUUUUUUUAUUGUGGUGACAGUUUGGUUUUGCCUUAAUUUACACAGUAAUGGUCAUUUACAGUGACAUCACAAAACCAAACCAACCGAGCAGAACUGCCCCUCCCCCUCUUUAAAUUAAUCAAUAAAAUAAAAGUUAGUAUAGUUGAGUUGAAUCACAACACCACUGUCAUUGGUGAUAAGAGUAGCUUGUUCUAGUAGCUUGUUUGAUGAUACCCUCCAGUCUAGGAAGGCUUUACCUUUAUUUAACUAGCCGACCGCUCUUUAGCUAACGGCUUAUCGCUAGCCUUCCAGUUUUCCCACCCUAAGGAAUCUUAACUGAAGUUUACACAUGAAAAACACACAGCUCUCAUCAGCACACUCCUCUCUGUGUACAAACACUGUCAUUUCUAGUCGGCAGAUCUUGGUAGGCUACGCAAUAACAUAAAUUGCACGCUAUAUUCAUAUAGUCAAACGUACACACGCUACAAGGACCACAAUCAACUCAAAACAAUGCCAUUGCAGUGAUACUACUAUCGUAGAAGAAUGCAUAUGUAUUUUUUUUCAAAUGAAUAGCAAUGUGUGCGUGCAGUUCUCUAAUACACACAAACAGGUUAACAAAAGCCAACCAAAAGUGUUAAAUUGUGAUAUCCAUCAAUUGAAAAUAUGUGAAUUAUGUGAAACUGAAAAGCAAAAACAAUCUUGAAGUUGAUCAGACAUGUAACAAAUCAUUCUGUUUUCUUCCUUCCUCUCUCAUUUGACUCAAUUACAACACUCUGUUAAAAAUAUAGCUUAGAAAAAAGCCCCAAAUCUGUACAUUUUUUCAUCGAUUAUUAUUUCCUGCCUAUUUAUUUAUGUGUGUUUCACAUUAGUUUACAAUCUUUAACAGCUAUGCACAGCACCGUCUUUCUACAAUGGAAACGAUCGCCGAGGUCAGGAGCAUAUCAGUGCUGUGGUAAAACCGGGUACUAUUGUAUCUAUUAACCUGAGCAUAAUGAAAAGCUACGAUGCAUAUGUUGCAAUUUAAAGGACCCUCAUUUGUGACAUCACAAACGGGAGGGUCCAUCCGGAUGCAUGACAGGGGUCCUUUAACUUCCAGUGCUGAACACACAUCAGGAGACCAGUACAACCAGGGUUGUACUGCAGGGACUUGCCUCGCCAUUACAGUUGCAGCGUUUACAUUCAAACCUAUCUCUCCUACUGAUCCUCACCGCUGAUC
This is a messenger RNA of Gadus macrocephalus (Pacific cod), 5431 nucleotides long. RefSeq names its product enhancer of zeste 1 polycomb repressive complex 2 subunit (gene ezh1). The transcript is spliced from 20 exons. The record is from RefSeq and is a predicted model, not a curated record. Lineage: Eukaryota; Metazoa; Chordata; Actinopteri; Gadiformes; Gadidae. The coding region runs from base 339 to 2777 and encodes 812 amino acids. Gene Ontology annotation, biological process: chromatin remodeling. Gene Ontology annotation, molecular function: histone H3K27 methyltransferase activity; protein binding.